This is a messenger RNA of Ceratina calcarata, 1260 nucleotides long. Its product is annotated as programmed cell death protein 7. Gene Ontology annotation, cellular component: U12-type spliceosomal complex. Bases 21 to 1169 code for a protein of 382 amino acids. The record is from RefSeq and is a predicted model, not a curated record. The transcript has 3 exons. NCBI's taxonomy places the organism in Eukaryota, Metazoa, Arthropoda, Insecta, Hymenoptera, Apidae.
AUAUUAUCUAUCGAGCAAUUAUGUUUGCCGGUCAAAGUUCUACAGGGGAAUCCAUGCAACACUGCGGAUAUUCUCAUUACGAUACGAUUAAUCCAUCUGUUUACAAUAUGAAUUAUAAUCUGAAUGUAUAUCACAAUUACAUCUGUCCAAUUGAUACAUCCGAUAAGACUGCCACGUCGAUGUCUAAUACAGAAAACCGAAGAAUCGAUGAAAGAAACAUUGAGCAUUUUCUCCAAGAAACUGAUCAGUCAGAUAAUAAAAAUGAUCAGAGAAAUACAUGGAGAAGAUCAAAAAUUGCAUAUGCAAAAAAUGCUAUAACGUCGAUAUAUAAAUUAAACGAAAGAUUGAAGAGAAAUUGUGCAGAGCUUCAGAAUUAUCAAAAUUUAACGGAAGAGGAAUGGCAAGAGAAAAUGAGUGUUUGCAGUGCGGCGAAAGAAGAGAUUCUUAAACUGUUGGAGCCUAUUAAGAGCGAAAGUUGCUUGAAGCAAUUGAAACGAGAUUUGGAAAGACGGAAGAGAAAAAGAUUGAGGGAGAAAGUGAAAAAAGAGAAAUGGAAUAUAGAGAAAUUAGCGAGAACGGAAAGAAGAGCAAGAAUGCACGCACAGAUCGAUUCCUGGAUUAGAAAGGAACAGGCUGUAAUAGAGAAAGAAAGGCAAGAAGAAAAUUUACGAAAAGAUGCCGACAUGGUUCUUUUCGACGUUAGAGGGAAACGAAGCGAUGCUAAGAAGUAUCUUGGCCUCCUACAGGAACUAAAAAAUUUACGGAACGUAAAAGUAAACAUUGCCAGAGCAAGGGGGGAACAUUUAUCUUCGGCAGCCGACGAAGCGUUCAAUAACAUACUUGAGAAAUUAACGGAACAGUGGUCGAAACUCGAUCGGGAAUAUUCUAUAGAAGAACAGGGUUUGAAAUUGAUGUUAAAAACUGACAACGAAGAGAGAAUUGAAAAACAGACGAGAAGUCUUUUCGACGAUUGGGAGAAAGUAUUGUUUGGGAAGAAGAUAUCCGAUCAGUGCAAUAUGGAUUUAACUAAUUUCGUUGCUAUAAGAACUGCCUGGGACAAAUACAUCAGCGCGGAGGACGAUGCAUCGGCGAUACCAAUUGGAUGGGUAAUGCCUAUUAAACCAACUUCUGCUGCAUGGCAAAAGUGCCUCAGAAAAGAAAUUUCAUAAGAAUAAUUGUUUUCGAUGUACAUCUUAAUACCUACUUAAAUUUCGAGCAUGUAUCAGUCAGUUUUAAUUUUAUUAAAGUGCAUGAAAAAUA